Siniperca chuatsi (mandarin fish) is the source of this 5111-nucleotide messenger RNA. RefSeq names its product disabled homolog 2-interacting protein-like. The transcript has 22 exons. NCBI's taxonomy places the organism in Eukaryota, Metazoa, Chordata, Actinopteri, Centrarchiformes, Sinipercidae. The record is from RefSeq and is a predicted model, not a curated record. The coding region runs from base 394 to 4035 and encodes 1213 amino acids. Gene Ontology annotation, biological process: regulation of GTPase activity.
UGUGAGUCUCCCUGUCUCUGUCCUCCUGUCUGUGUCUCUACCUGUAGCUACCUGUCUUCAUGUUGCUCUGUUGACAUCUGUUUGUCCACCUGACUCUCUCCCCUGGUCUGUCGUCUUCUCUCACUGUGUUUACCUGUCCAUCUACCCAUCUGUCACUGUACGCCUGUCUUUAUGCCUGUCUUCUUACGUGUCUGUCUUCCAGUCUCUGUGUUCACCUGUUGAUUUUACCUGUCUGUCUACUUUUGUGUCUACCUGUCUCCCGCUCUCUCGCCCUGUGUGUACCAGUAUCUCUGCUUCAGGUGUGCAUGUAGAGUUAGAGACAGACGGGUCAGUGAUAUUAGCCUGUAGAUUACCCAGAAUGCUGUUCCGUGUGCCUUAGAGGACCCUGCUGCCAUGGAGGAGCUGGUGAAACACCUGUCCAGGUGUCAGCACAUGGGCUGGAUGAAUGUGAUUGAGCUGAAGAGCGCCUCCAUCCAUUGGCUGUCGUGCGGUCAGAAGGCGGAGCCUGACGUCUGGAGUAAAAUGUUCUGCAUCCUGUCAGAUUCUCAGUUAGUGAUGCUGAACAAUCUGGAGCUUCAUCCGCUGCUUCUGGCUGAGAGGGCGGAGACUUGCACUGUCUGGUUGCUUAGAUACACUCUCCAUGUGACCUCAGCAGCUCCUCGCCCCGCCCACAAAGAUGUUGCAGAGAGAGGGGUCCGCCGACAGAGCAUGCCCAGUGGCUCCGCCGUGGACUCGCCCACCGCCAGAGUGACGGGGUUUCUCUCCCGGAGGUUGAAACAGUCUCUUCGUCGCACUCGAUCUCAGCCUAAACUGUCUCGUCUGAGCAGCGUAAAGGCCGACCCGAUCAACACCGCUGACACCAGGUGUGUGAUGCAGCGGCUGCGUUGUGGUAGCCAGGAGUCGUUGCUAAGCGCCGGCUGUGUGUCGUCUCUGGAGCUCAGGAUGGACCAAUCAGUGCUCAUUAAACCAGUUCACUCCUCCCUACUGGGACAGGACUACUGCUUCGAGGUAACGACCUCGACAGGAACAAAGUGUUUCUCGUGUCGCUCAGCAGCAGAACGAGAUAAAUGGAUGGAGAACCUGAGAAGAGCCGUUCAUCCCAACAAAGACAACAGCAGGAGGCUGGAGAACGUGCUGACGGUGUGGGUGGUGGAGGCCAAAGACCUGCCUGCAAAGAAAAGGUACUUCUGCGAGCUGUGUCUGGACGACAGUCUUUACGCUCGGACGUCGUGUAAACUGAAGACUGACAACAUAUUUUGGGGAGAACGUUUCGACUUCAGCAGUCUUCCGUCCAUCAGCGCCGUCACUCUUCAUCUCUACAAAGACACCGACAGGAAGAGGAAGAAGGACAAGAGCAGCUACGUCGGGUUGGUCAACAUCCCUGUCGCCGCGGUGACCGGCAGACAGCUAGUGGAGAAGUGGUACGCAGUGAGCACGCCCAGUAGCAGCAGGGGUAAGUCGUCCGUGCCGACAGUGCGAAUCAAAGCUCGUUAUCAGAGUAUCGUCAUCCUGCCGAUGGAGCAGUAUAAAGAGUUUGCGGAGUACAUCAGCUCCAACUACCUGCUGCUGUGUAACACUCUGGAAGCCUCGAUCAGCCUGAGAGCUAAAGAAGAGCUCGCCGCGGCGCUCGUUCACAUCCUGCACAGCACCGGCAAGGCAAAGGAGUUCCUGACAGACCUGAUGAUGUCAGAGGUGGACCGUUGCCGUGACAACGAUCAGCUGAUCUUCAGAGAGAACACGCUGGCGACGAAGAGCAUCGAGGAAUACCUGAAGCUGAUUGGACAGAAGUACCUGCAGGACGCCCUCGGUGAGUUCAUUAAAGCUCUGUACGAGUCAGACGAGAACUGUGAGGUCGACCCUUCUCGCUGUGCGACCUGCGACCUCGCAGAGCAUCAGGCCAAUCUGAGGAUGUGCUGCGAGCUCGCCUUCUGCAAGAUCCUCGACUCGUACAGAGUCUUCCCCCGGGAGCUGAAGGAGGUGUUUGCGUCAUGGCGACAGGAGUGCGGUAACCGGGGGCGACCAGACAUCAGCGAGCGUCUGAUCAGUGCUUCGUUGUUCCUGCGCUUCCUGUGUCCGGCGGUGAUGUCGCCGUCGCUGUUCGACCUCAUGCAGGAAUACCCUGACGAACGCUCCGCGAGAACUUUGACCCUCAUCGCCAAAGUCAUCCAGACCCUCGCCAACUUCAGCAAGUUCGGCACUAAAGAGGAGUACAUGCUGUUCAUGAAUGACUUCGUGGAGCGGCAGUGGAGCAGCAUGCAGCGUUUCCUGCAGGAGAUCUCCAACCCUGACGGGCUGAACCACACCGCCGGCUUCGACGGAUACAUCGACCUUGGCCGAGAGCUGUCCAGCCUGCACACCCUGCUGACCGAGCUCGACCAGUCGAGUCUGUCAAAGCUCGGCCCUCUUCCUCGGAUCCUGAGAGACGUGUCGGCAGCUCUGGCUAACCCAGGAGGCACGGCUCAUCCUGGGGGCGUGUCCGUUUCCUCCCCCGAGCCUCAGCGUGUGGUGUCUCCGCCCCCUCUGUCCCCGCCCCCUCUGUCCCCGCCCCUCUCUCCUCCUCUGGCGGCUUGUAAUCCCUCCAUCGGCCUGCAGGGCGGCGUCGGACUCGACGGAGGUUUGGUAGAUUUCACCAGACUUCCCUCUCCGACUCCAGAGAACAAAGAUUUGUUCUUCGUCACCAAAGGAUCCAGUCUGCAGCCCGCAUCAGGCCUGCAGGGCUCUCCGGCUCCGAGCUCGUCCUACUCGGAGCCCAAUGAGAACGAGGCGGGGUUUGAAAUGACCAAUGGGGGGCGGAAGGAGGGGCCAGAUCUGACCAGUGAGAGCCGCAGUCUGUCUCUGGUCGACCUGCAGGACUCCUCCCCUAGCGACGGCCUUGACGACAGCCAAUGGCAGCGCAGGACGGGGCUCCUCCCCCUCUCCUUCCAGAACCCCGUGUAUCACAUGACCACCACGUCGCCACGGCAGCAGACGGACGCCACGCCCUCAGACGGCUCGGCGGGGUCGCAGGGAAACGCAGACGACAGGAACGCCAUGGCGACCAAACCGGCAUUUCUCACCCAGAUGUCUGUGGGGUUGGGAGGGGGAGAAAGGGGGGAGAGAGGGGAGAGGAUGUCGGCCAUGUCGAGCAGCAGCAGCGGCGAGGAGUACUCCAGACGAGCUCUGUCUUUCACUGAGACUCUCACAGGUAGCUCCGCCCCCCCUCGUCAGAACUCCUCAGGUCCUCAGAGACGUAUCGAUCAGCCUCCUCCCCCCUCCUCCGCUCCACCGGGACCUCCUCGAGGUCGGACGCCUCCCAGCAUGCUCAGCGGCGGCGGAGGCUCCGCCUACCCUCCUCGCCCUGCCUCCGGCAGCAUGAUGUCAUCGAGUCCUGAUUGGCCGAGCAGCAGCCAGUCGCGGCUCAGACAGACAUCGUCGUCGUCUAAAGGAGACAGCCCAGAGAAACAGCGACCUGCUGCCAAGGCUCCCUCUCCCUGUGCGCUGGAUCGUACAGCCGCCUGGCUGCUCAACAUGAACUCUGCCUCCUCCUACGGCGAGACGGAGGACGAUCGCCAUGACGACGCCCUCAUAGAGAAGUACCAGCAGGAGAUUGCGCUGCUGCAGGAGAAGUUGCGAGUUGCGGCGUUGCGACAGGACGAGUGUGAAGCCCGACUGCUGGUCCAGGAUCAGCAGAACCAGCGCAUGCUGCAGGAGUACCAGGCUCGGCUGGAGGACACAGAGAGCAGACUGAGGCGGCUGCAGGACGAUAAAGACCUGCAGAUGAACAGCAUCAUCAGCAGGUUGAUGGCAGUAGAGGAGGAGCUGAAGAAGGAUCACUCUGACAUGCAGGCUGUGGUGGACUCCAAACAGAAGAUCAUAGAGGCACAGGAGAAGAGGAUUGCUAGUCUCGAUGCAGCUAACAGUCGGCUAAUGGCGGCUCUGACUCAGCUGAAGGAACGGUACGCUGUGACAUCACAGAGGAACGGCCUGUCUCCUAGCAACACGUCAUCUCUGCAGAUCACCGAGAACGGAGAGUUCCGUAACUCCGGCAACUGCUGAGCAACUGGCUGCUGAGCUCUGAUUGGCUCUGACUGCAGGGAGGGGGAGGGGCUUAUCUGCAUGAUGUGUGAGAUGACACAGGGGGCGGGGCUAAGUCAUUAACCACGCCUUUUAUUUAUAUCAACCAAUCUACGCUGUCGUAGUUACCACAGACCUGUCGAUCAACUGUGACCUCAUACAGAGAUGGAUCUGACCUCUGACCUGACUCUGACCUGUUGCUAGGUUACCCCUCAGAUCCUAUUUUUGUUUUGCAUGUUUCCCUUUUGAACAUCUUACGAAGUCUGACAUCAUAUCCUGUUUCCUUUUGGUACUUCCUGUUUAGAGCCAGAAACUUCCAACAACCAAACUGCAUGUCUUUAUUGUAGCUCUAACCCACCUGGAACAGCUCCACCUGUACAUGGCUCCGCUGUUUAGCCGUUUCCGUUCAGAUUAAACAGUUAAACUUUAUUUACAGAUGACGCGUUGACAGUUUGUCUGAUGGAAGUUCAGAGCUUCAUAAUCCUUUAGCCUCUUUAUGUUUAGAUUGUGACUUAAAGCAACAGUCUGACACUUUUGUGUCGGCCGUGAGCCGAUCAGCUUCAUCUCUGUGUGUCCAGUACACAGAGAGGGUUAGCCUAGCUUAGCACAAAGACUGGAAGCAAAGGGAAACUGUUAGCGUAACUCCAUCAAAGGCGGACAAACCUUUAUCCGAUUGUGUUUAGCGUUUGGCCACUAUGGGCUUCCGUAGCGUUGAACGUUUAGUUGAUCUGGUUCCGAGGUUGAUGUGACGUUAGUUUGUGUUGUUUCAGAGAAUUCUACCGAUUUUAAUGUAAACAUCAGAUUUUAUUGUAAAAUAGUAAAAACUUUAAAUUGUGAUGAAUAGUUUGUGAACACACACACACACACAUACAAACACACACGUCUGCUGGACUCUGCUGGACUCUGCUGGACUCUGCUGGACUCUGCUGUGUUCACUGUGGCUUCUGUCUCUGUUCUUCUGUAUUUAUGAAACUCUUUCUGUUAGAGAUCCUGUUAUUGUUAUUUAUCAACAUCAGUAUUUAUAAAGAGAUGCUCCAAUAAACUAUUACACUAUCAAA